Molecule: messenger RNA, 1556 nt
Organism: Prosopis cineraria
Lineage: Eukaryota; Viridiplantae; Streptophyta; Magnoliopsida; Fabales; Fabaceae
Product: aspartic proteinase CDR1-like
Exons: 1
Coding region: 35-1375 (446 amino acids)
Cellular component (GO): extracellular region
Source: RefSeq, a predicted model, not a curated record
UUUCUUUUUAGCACCUUAUCUCCUUCCUUCAACAAUGGCUUUCACCACCAAAAUCCAACCUCUUUACUCUGUGCUCACCUUCCUCCUCCUCCUCCACAUUCUUAUUCGUCUUCCUUCUAAAUCCACUGCUAAUACUGGUCUCACAGCUAAUCUCAUGCCUCGUGAUUGCCCUUCAUCUCCAUUCUAUAAUCCCUCAAAGACCCAUUUCAAUCGCUUGCAUGAUGCAUUCGAACGCUCAUUUAAGCGUAUCCACCACUUCAAAUCAAUACUUUCAACAGCAGAAAGCAAAAUCCAGACACAGAUAUUGCCAGGUGGUGGAGAAUUCAUCAUGAAUAUUUCAAUAGGAACACCACCUUUUGAGGUUCUAGGAAUAGCAGACACAGGCAGUGAUCUGUCAUGGACACAGUGCUUGCCAUGCACAGAAUGUUUCAAACAAAACAUUCCUCUCUUUGAUCCUCGUAAAUCAUCCACUUACAAGAAACUAACAUGCCGAUCUAGUUCCUGUCAAGCACUAGAUAGACCCCCGCAAUGUGUCGGAGAACAGAACAUCUGUGUGUAUACUUAUUCUUAUGGAGAUGGGUCCCACACUACCGGAGAUCUAUCCUCGGAGACAUUCACCCUUGGCAUCGAAAACAAGGUUCCGCUUAGGAACAUCGUGUUCGGGUGUGGCCAUGUCAAUGCUGGGACGUUUGAUGCGUCUCAGUCUGGUCUUAUAGGUCUAGGAGGUGGAAGACUCUCAUUCGUUUCUCAGUUAGAUGAGUCUGUUGGCAAGAAAUUCUCAUACUGCUUAGUUCCUUCGACAUCCUCGACCGCCUCGAACAAUGUAUCCGGCAAAAUAAGCUUCGGGGACGAUGCUUUGGUGUCUGGUUCUGGUGCAGUCACGACUCCUUUAGUAACAAGAGACCCUAGCACUUUCUACUACCUGACAUUGGAAGCCAUUAGUGUAGGGAACAAGAGAAUUCCAUACAAAGGUUCAACAACUCUAGUUCCUGCAAAUGAGAUUAUCAUCGAUUCAGGAACAACCUUAACGUUUCUGCCUAUUGAGUUUUAUGACGAUGUAGAGAAGGCUGUGGUGAAAGCGGUGAAUGAGACAUUGGCGAAAGAUCCAAACAACGUUUUUGGUCUUUGUUAUAAUGCAUCCAGUGGGGACAGUCUUAGGUUGCCUGUUCUGACGGCACAUUUCAAUGGGGGGGAUGUGAAGUUGCAGCCUUUGAAUACUUUUGUUCAGGUCGAUGAAGGUUUGAUAUGUUUUUCGAUGGUUGGAACCCCAGAUGCUGCUAUAUACGGAAACUUGGCUCAGAUGAAUUUCUUGGUAGGCUAUGACCUUGGGGCCAGGACGGUGUCGUUUUCACCUACGGAUUGCACACAACAGUAAUUGUUGAACUGAUUUGUUUGUGUGGAUGAUUAAUUAUCACUUUGCUAAAUAAAAGGUCGUUCGUUUAUGUGUUUAAUUUCUUUUUUCUUUUUUGGAAUUAUGUGUUCUCUUUGCUUAUCUCUCUUUUCGACUUCAUUGCACCUUUCCUUUUUUUGUCGGAAUAAAAAAUCGUUUUGUCUUA